GGGUGAGUACGAGUUGUUGACAAAUUCAGCUAGCUCCUGCUUGUGCGGAAUAAAAUCCCUAUUUCCAAUUUAACUCGCAUUUCAGUGAAUAAUGACUUCUCCAGAGGACAAACACGGGACAAAACGACCCGCAUCUCCCUCGGAAGAUGGGUCCACCCAGUGGGCGUCUGCAGAUCUGGGAAGCAACGAAAGGAAGCAAAAGUUCUUGCGGUUAAUGGGUGCCUCUAAGAAAGAACACACCGGUCGCCUCGUCAUCGGUGACCACAGGUCCACGUCCCACUUCCGUAGCGGGCAGGAAGAUAAGCGGAUGAACGACGAGCUGGAGAUGCAGUACCAGCAGAGCAUGGACGGAAAACUGUCGGGCCGGGACCGGAGGCACUGCGGUCUGGGUUUCAGCGAGCCACAGCCAGAGCCGGUCAUCUCCCCGCCUGCAGACUCUCAGACAGAAGCUGCUAAACCAGAGGAGUCGUCCAGUGAAAACCAACACACAGAAGCUCAGGAGGAAGAUUCCAGCCCAGAGGAGAAAUCACCAGAACAGGAGGAGCCCGGCUCGGACGACCAGCCCAAGGAACGGAAACAAAACUACAAAAUGGCCUUCGUUAAACCAUUGUAGGAGGGGAGAGGAGCUAGCUUUUUUAUUCUCACAUCGGGACAGUUUGAUGCUUUUCGUUUCACUUUAGGACAUCACUCAAUUCUCAUUUGUACUGUCUGAUGGGAUGCAUCCUGGUGUGCAUGUGCUGAAAGAAUCUAGUCUUAAGGCUUCAAAAAUGUUUCUUUGUUUGAUGUUGUAGUGUAAGAUAAUGCUAUGACUGGCAAAUGAACCUGUUUUUAUUUCACUUGGAACAUUUUAACUGUCCUGUUGUCUGCCUUGAAAUGUACUGGAUGAAGCAAGAUUAUUUGCCAUUAAAUGUGAUUUGUGUAGAUAUGA
This is a messenger RNA of Xiphophorus hellerii (green swordtail), 928 nucleotides long. It is a transcript of the gene c2h11orf58, whose product is annotated as chromosome 2 C11orf58 homolog. The transcript is spliced from 5 exons. The record is from RefSeq and is a predicted model, not a curated record. NCBI's taxonomy places the organism in Eukaryota, Metazoa, Chordata, Actinopteri, Cyprinodontiformes, Poeciliidae. Bases 92 to 613 code for a protein of 173 amino acids.